Molecule: messenger RNA, 533 nt
Organism: Nerophis ophidion (straightnose pipefish)
Lineage: Eukaryota; Metazoa; Chordata; Actinopteri; Syngnathiformes; Syngnathidae
Gene: uqcrb
Product: cytochrome b-c1 complex subunit 7
Exons: 5
Coding region: 1-471 (156 amino acids)
Biological process (GO): mitochondrial electron transport, ubiquinol to cytochrome c
Source: RefSeq, a predicted model, not a curated record
AUGUUAACAACCAUACAACCACCGUUUAUAUAUUUGCUUCAGUAUACAUUUAUUAAAAGUAUUUUUGAAAAUAAAUACAUCGUCAUUUCCGGGUUGGUUGUUUCCCAUAAGGCACCGCGCGCGUCCUCACAUCCAAACAUGGCGUCGAGAGCUCCAGUGGCCAGCGGCAGGCUGCUGAGUGGUUUGAGGAAGUGGUAUUACAACUUGGCUGGCUUCAACAAACUGGGUCUGAUGCGAGACGACACGAGGUACGAGGACGCCGACGUGAAGGAGGCUUUGCGGCGGCUGCCAGAGGAGGAGUACAACGACCGCAUCUUCCGCAUCAAGAGGGCCCUGGAUCUGUCCAUGAAGCAGCAGAUCCUGCCCAAGGACCAGUGGACACAGUAUGAGCAGGACCGGCACUACCUGACGCCGUACCUGGACGAGGUGAUCCGCGAGAGGAAAGAAAAAGAGGAGUGGAUGAAGAAAUGAAAGAGUGAGCUGAACAUUACUGCUAUUUAACACAAACCCUCACUAAAAUGUGCAUUUGGAAA